AUUCCGCUAGGAAAACGUGUGGCUCAUGGCAGCUUUUGGAGAAGCCGGUUGCGGUAUAAUUUUAUCUUUCCUGUUCAGUCCAAUGUAGUGUUUCUUUACCAUGAAUUCAGUUUUAAUUAACGCGGUUUUAUCAAGCUCUCCUGACUACGGCCUGUUGUUGGAGUCUCUGUCCUGGCCGAGCGACUCGUGGCCGGGGACGGAGCAGGUAGAGGCGCUCACAGCUUUCAUUGAAGGUCUCGGAUCACUUUUGACCGACUCUAACACGACUGCAGUGAAUAAAAAGUCUCUGACAGAUAAAAUCGAGUCGGUUUUAUGGACGAGAUGUCUGCCCCUUCUUUCAAAAAUAUCAGCGGAAACAGAAGAAGGCAUGCGGUGCAGGGAGAGCGUUGCUGCUACAUGCCGGCUCGUGAGCGUCUGUGUCCCGCUGUGUGAUGAGGCUGUCCCGGGGAAAGUGGCUCUGUCUGUCCUCCCUUCACUGCAGCUGUCAGAGGAGGAGCUACCCUGUCCUGGGCUGCUCAGCGUGGAGAUAUCAAGUGAAGUCAUCGCUGCUGUUUUACCCUCUUUAUCAGCAGAUGAACAGCUCACACUCACCAUCCUGAAAUCUGCUUUAUCUUGUGUUAAAACACUCCCUGACUCACUGGUGUCCAGAACCACAGCCAGGCUUCUUUUAAGCAUCCUGAACUGCUGCAGCAGUGUGAUGUUAUCAAGGUUCCUCUCUGUGAUUUUGAAUGACUUAUGCAGCUGGCACUCCACCUCCAGCUCACCUGUGGUUACAGAGCGAUCACUGCUGUGUUUGACAGCCUUGUCAGAUCACCUGCUCAAACCUCACAGCCUCAUUUCCUCCUCUUCUUGUGACCCCGACCCUCGCCUGUCCCUUCACUUUUGGAGGAUAGUUCAGAAUGGACUCACUCAUAGAGACAGCGUGUCCCGCAAGAGGGCGCUGUACCUGCUGAAAAUGUGCGUUGCCCUGUCAGAGCAAGAGGGCUUGGACUGCCCUCAGUCUCCUUCCAGGGAAGAUGAGAUCUUGUUCAAAUGGGCCUCUAACAAGAGCAAGUUGCUCAGAGAAUUCUGGGAGGAUUAUGCACUUGUGAUGGAGACUCUUGAGGAGAACCAGGUUCAUGUGGUCCGGCCAGUUCUAAACAGAAUAGACACGCUGAUCCAAACAACAGUGAACGACAGUCAAGCUUCAGGUGAAGGCCUGUUCCACCCCUCCUGGCUGCUCUGUGUUUACCAGCGAAUGUUUCACAGUGAGAACAAAUCUUUAAUGAGAGAGGGAGUGUGUCAUCUGCUCGAGCUGCAGGUCUUGCAGCAGCCCGCCUUCACUUUAGCCUUUUCUCAGUUCAUCGUUGGCCCUUUUAUGGAUGUUCUCUCUGAAUCUUCUCUCUUCCACAGAUCAGCCGGGCAGCGUGUAGGAGAUUGUCCUGAACUUGGGACCAAACUCCAAGUAUUUAUGACCGCCUUCUUUAAUAGUCUACCAUCAGAUCACAGAGGCCUUACUUUGUUACAAAUGAUUCAGCAGCUGAGCUCUAAACACUGGUGUGCUGUACCCCUCCUCUUCCUCGCCCAGGCUCUAUCCAAACUCCCCCCAAGUCCUCUGCUGGGGGUCGAGGGGCUCACUGCUCUCAGGGAGGUGCUGCGCUGCACCAUGAUCACCCAUCAAGUCCUCCUGAGAGGUGCUGCUCAGUGCUUCCUGCUGAAGAGCGCCUUCUGUCUCACAGAUGUGAGCAGAGUGACCCUGGAUGAUGCUUUCAGUUUCCUGAUGGAUUUCCGUGCAGAUGAGUCGCUGUGCAGAGGGACACAUAUUUGGAAUCAGACGUUUGACUGGCUAUUGGACAAUGAAGGCAGCUUCAAGCCCAGGCUGAUGGAUGGAGAGUGUGCUGAUGCUGUUGCAAUGAAAGAAACUGUGAAAGGCUAUGUGAAAAAUGAAGUAUACAACUAUCUGAGAGUCCCAGCCAGCACGGGUCACACUGAGAAGUUGCCCGACCCUAAAGAGGCUGAGAAGUUGGCCAGAGCCGUUCUGCUGUGUUUGGACAUGGAGCAGGGUCAGCUAGGGGCACAGAUCAGUAACACUCUGGAGUCAUUACUGUCUCCUCUGCUGGACACUCUGAGCCGAGUCAGCACCAAUAUCUACCUGCCGGUACGCAAGAGUGACAAGAGCCUGCAGUUCCUGCUCCGACUGUUCCAGCUAGGAGGAAAACCGAGCAGUCAGCGUGUUGGAGAGGAGAGAGAGGACGAUGUGAUGAUGUCCUUGGAGAAGCUUGUUUUUAAACUUAUCGAUCCAAUCUUGGAGUUUAUCUUGAGGCGUCUGUUUGGGGAGCUACACGAGCUGUUUGAUGUGGAGAGGGCAGAGCUGUAUCUGUGUGUCCUGAGACAGCUGGUGCUUGUGUGCAGCUCUGCACCACAACAGCUAAACAAAAUUCAGCAGACAUAUUUCCCUAAACUCAUCAGAUACAGCCUCAAAGUCCUACAAGAACCAAGCCAGGAGAUCAACUCUGUAGCAAACCAGGUGGCUAGAGCGACUGCCAUGGCUACUCUUGCUACAGUCUGCAGCCUUUUUGAACAGGAAGUGACAGAUAUGAGAUCAGAGACCAUUUCUGCCUUGAAAUCACUCAACGACUUCUUCUUUCAAAUGUCACCUUCAUCACAAAAUCUGGGAAACUUCAACAAACGGCUGCAAAAACCAAACACAGAAGACUGCUCAAGUGAUGUAGGUGUGCAGAGUCUGCUGGUGCAGGACUGGGGACGCAUUGCUGCGAAUUUCAUGAGGGACCAGUGGGUCUGUGUGAGCUUCCUGAUAAAAGCCGUGGAGUUACAAGGGUCUAUAGAAACGACCAGAGUGUCUGAGAUGCUGAAAGCUGCUCUGAGCUGCAGCAUGGAGGCUCUGUCCCUGCUGCCCAGUGACCUGGUGCUGCCGGUGCUCACCUUUAUGGAGACAAUGCUACCACACCUGGUGCUCCAUGAGGAGGCCCUCUGUGUCCAGGCUGUAACUCUGAGUUGGGAGCUGGUGCAGGGGCUCAGCACUAAUGCGCACGACUUCUGGUUGGCCCUGAAAGGCUUUGUCUCCAUGGCCUACCAUCAUGACCUUCUCCAAAUGACGGAUACCCAGGCUCCCACACUGACCAGCACAUUGAAACAGAUUUCCUCAGAGCUGAUGGAGCUGUCUCAGUCAAAGAGUGGUGUGUUCGGUGUGCUACUCCAGCACUGCUGCCAGUCAUGGCUGCCCACAGGCCGUGAUGGCGAUGACACUGUGUUUUCAAGUGUUUUCAGCCACAUCGACAUCCUAACAGAGGCCUGUGUCUACGGUCCAGUGUUCAGGAGAGAUCAACGGCUUAUCCAGGAUGUCCAAACGUAUGUGGAGCAGCUGGGGGAGGAGUGUUCGGCCAAUGCUGCAGUUAUAAGUGAUAACAGAGAUGAGCAGUUUCCUCGUACUUGUGCUUUGGCUUUCCUCAUCCGCCUGGAUUCCUUCAACCACGUCCAGCAUCAAAGACUGAUAGAGGAAGUGGUCCUGGAUUUGUUGAAGAAGGAUAAUGACAUAUCAAAGUCAAAAGUGCGCUACUACAGCAACUCCCUGCAACAUCGUGUCAAAAACAGAGUGUGGCAAACGCUACUGCUGCUGCUGCCCAAACUCAAAGAGGAUUUUAUUGCCUCCAUAGUGAAGCAUGUGUUUGCAGCUGGAUUCAGCAGCAACCAGGCUUCAGUCAAGUAUUUGAUAGAGUGGACCAUGAUUCUGAUCCUUGCCAACCAUCCUCAACACAUGGACAGCUUCUGGGACUGCUUCAGCAUGGAUCAUGAAAAGACAAAGACGAGCGUCUGCACCUUCCUGUCAGUGCUGGUUCAUUUCAAUGUCAUCCUUCCUCUGCUCACGCGAAAGGCUGCUCAGUUGCGUAAAGCCCUCGAUAUCAUCCUGCAGUGGUGUUUCAACCACAACUUCAGCGUGCGUCUGUACGCCUUACUGGCCCUGAAGAGAGUGUGGAGCCUGGCGAAGGAGGUCAUGGUGGAGGAAGGGGACUGUGGUUUGGGAGGUUUGUCCACUGUCAUCGAGGCAUGUCUGAACCAGGCUGAGGCCAUGCAGAACACCGGAAAUGCUAAUAAGAACUGGCUGAGGAUUCAGGAGCACUUCUUCUUUGGUGCUUUUCAUCCUAUCAGGGAUUACAGCGUUGAGACCAUAUUUUAUAGUUUUCCCAGCCUGUCAGAGGUGGCUGAUGAUGAGUGGAUCCCUCCCUGGAAGUUUGAGGAGUAUCCGGGUUUUUCUGAGAGGUCCUCUCUGUGUUUGAGAAAUCCAUCUCCUGACCUGAGCCAGCUACAGCCUGGAGACUGGAUCCAGCAAGACAAAGGUGAACAGAGUAAGGAGGAUCGCUGGGCCGAGGUGCAGAAGAAGAUCACUCCCUGGAGGUUAGGGAUCCAGGAGCAGGAGCCUGAACUUCAGCUGGUUCCCCAGCAGCGGGCUGCUCGACUGGGCAAACUUCAUGGUGCUCUGCUGGUGGUAGCCUCACUCAUUGACAAGCCUACAAAUUUAGGAGGUCUGUGCAGGACCUGUGAGAUCUUUGGUGCCAGCGCUCUGGUUCUGGACAGCCUCCGCCACGUCAGUGACAAACACUUUCAGUCCCUGAGUGUCUCAUCUGAGCUCUGGCUUCCUCUGUUAGAGGUGAAGCCUGCAGAGCUCACUGACUUCCUGCAGAUGAAGAAGAGUGAAGGUUACUGUAUAGUGGGAGUGGAGCAGACUGCCAACAGCCAAAGCCUCCAGGACUACCAGUUCCCUGAGAAGACGCUGCUCCUCCUGGGCAAUGAACGCGAAGGAAUUCCUGCCAACUUACUCCAAAUGUUGGACGUGUGUGUGGAGAUCCCUCAACAAGGAGUCAUCCGCUCGCUCAACGUUCAUGUCAGCGCUGCACUGCUGAUUUGGGAGUAUACGCGACAACACCUCACCUCAAGUUCAACUCAGGCAAACCCAAACUGAAAACGAAAAUGGCAGUCAUGGACGUAGGGAUGUGACCUCUGGAUGUCGACUUGUGCUGCUCGAGAUGUACAGGACAUACGAAGAUGCAUCACCCAGUGUUUUUAAUGUGGUCAGCAGGCCUCAGUAGGAUACUUUUGACAUGCCUUAAUGAGAGCUAUGAAUAGUGAUCGGCUCCAGUUAUUGCAUUUAAAUAUUCCACUGGGCAUGCUGGGAUAUUAAUGAAGCUAUCUCUGUGUCAGCAGAGCAGCAGCAUUAAUGGAAAUUUUCCCCUUUGAGGAGGAAGUGUCUUGUUUAUGUGAGCAAUUAAUUUUCACCUCAGAGCACCAGGACUGGACUAUUACCUCCACACCCUGGAGACUGUCAUACAUAAUGCUGCUUUAUCAACAGGCUUAAUUUUCUCCCUCUGAUGUUUUUAUUUUAAUGCAGCUUGUUGUUUUUAUAUUGGAAACUUUUUAUAAGUCU
This is a messenger RNA of Cheilinus undulatus (humphead wrasse), 5419 nucleotides long. It is a transcript of the gene tarbp1, whose product is annotated as TAR (HIV-1) RNA binding protein 1. The transcript is spliced from 29 exons. NCBI's taxonomy places the organism in Eukaryota, Metazoa, Chordata, Actinopteri, Labriformes, Labridae. The record is from RefSeq and is a predicted model, not a curated record. The coding region runs from base 101 to 4957 and encodes 1618 amino acids. Gene Ontology annotation, biological process: tRNA methylation. Gene Ontology annotation, molecular function: RNA binding; tRNA (guanine) methyltransferase activity.